Molecule: messenger RNA, 348 nt
Organism: Sclerotinia sclerotiorum 1980 UF-70
Lineage: Eukaryota; Fungi; Ascomycota; Leotiomycetes; Helotiales; Sclerotiniaceae
Exons: 3
Coding region: 1-348 (115 amino acids)
Source: RefSeq, a predicted model, not a curated record
AUGGGCAAGAAUAAAUGCUCACUUCGGAUAUAUCCAUCGUCCCAUGUUCCUCGAGUCGUCGCUAGAACAUUUCAGAACAUUCAGCGAAUGUUCCUUCUCGCUUCAAGCCCCACUUCUGAUUUUGUUAUGCCCAACGAAGAGGUUAUUUCCUAUCAAACUUUACGCAAUGAGUCGCGCUACGAUUCCAAUGUGUGUCACGGGCCGUUGCGUCUAAGGGGUCAUACAAGCUUCGUCAUUAUCAUGAGUCCGUUUUGUUACGGCGGAAACUUUAUCUCCUACUGGUUACCAUGUUCUGGAACUCCCAUAUGCACAAUCCCUGUAGUAAUUGACCCCACAAUGCUUUGCUAA